Molecule: messenger RNA, 1212 nt
Organism: Ambispora gerdemannii
Lineage: Eukaryota; Fungi; Glomeromycota; Glomeromycetes; Archaeosporales; Ambisporaceae
Source: the annotation of a GenBank genome assembly
CCAGGAAUAAAAUUUCUAAAAGACAAUUCAUUACGCCUCAUCGUUGGCUAUAACACAAUACAAGUGUGGGGAUAUUCUGAAAAAAUAACAUAUGAACUUUUAUACAUCUGGUCACUUUGGUCGAAUCAAGAAUACAAAGAUAAAAAGAUAAACUCGUUUAAAAUAAUCAGAGAUGAUAAAAAAGAAUUAGAAAUUCUCCUAAAAUUAGAAACCGAUGAUAUUAUUACGAUUACUAUUCCAAAGAAAGCACUUUCUGAGCAAAUGACAGAUGAGCAAGUUUUUCUCGACAAUCUUGAUGCAUUCGAUUUUCUAUAUUCGAUUUGUCAAGUAGAUUCAAUUGCAAGAGACAAUCAAUUAAAAAAAAUUCUGAUGGCGACCGAAAAAAUGCUAAUUAAAAAAAUCGAAUCUCAAAAAAUCGAAUUUAGCUUUUGGAGAUGCCUUGAUUUAAAUCAUCAAAUCGUGAUUAAAUUCAUCGAAAAAGGCUCCGUCAGAAUUAUUGAAUCAUUUUUAUCGAAACGCUAUAUUGAACACAAAGAUCAACAAUCAAUCAAAACAUUGGAGUUUGGUUUGCAUGUUCCUUUUUUUGUUAAUAAAAAAACUGGAGUUAAUGUUUUGUCAAUUGCAAUUGAUAAAGGAAAACUUGAAAUGAUACAAGCUCUUAUGGACUAUUACCUAUCUUGGGGGUCAUAUGAUAUCGGAUAUAUGAGUCUUUUCUCAGAAUCUUUACCAAAUUUUUAUAAAAAAUUCCCAGGGCUUGACGAACCAUGGAAAAUGGAAAAUUCUAUGGAGACCAUUUACUUUUGGCUCAAUGGAAGAUGGGACUAUUUAGAUAAAUGGGAUUUUUGGCCGAUUCACUUUCUAUCCAUAUUUGGUGGCUUUUUUCUGGUUAUUGUGACUCAAAACAUGCUGAUCGCUUUUAUGUCAAAAAUAUACGAUGACAUAAAAAAGAGAGAGGAACAAAAUUCUAAACGGGCAAUUGCUCAUAUUUUAUCCGAGACCUUACCUAUACAUGAAAUAGCUAAACCGUUCUGGUCAAUUCUUCUGAUUCGUAUCUUACGAAUUUUUAUACCAAGAGCGCUUUUACUUUCUUUCUUAAACAAGAAAAAGUUAAUCGAGCCAUCUCGGCCUCGAGUGUUAUAUUUUGCUGCUGAUCCAGAAUAUAUCAACAAGUAUCGUAGAAAAUAUGCAGCAUUGCUAGUCGAUGACGAAUGA